This is a messenger RNA of Solanum dulcamara, 549 nucleotides long. Its product is annotated as leucine-rich repeat receptor-like serine/threonine-protein kinase RGI4. The coding region runs from base 1 to 549 and encodes 182 amino acids. Lineage: Eukaryota; Viridiplantae; Streptophyta; Magnoliopsida; Solanales; Solanaceae. The record is from RefSeq and is a predicted model, not a curated record. Gene Ontology annotation, molecular function: protein binding. The transcript has 2 exons.
AUGGCUGCCUGUCCCUUUAAAGCUAGUGAAGUCGACUCUCCACUUUUCCAUGAUCGUAAACUUGAGACGCUUAAGGCCAAAAUAGUACCUCCAAGUAUAACACCAAAUCUAAGGGCAGCAGUGCUUCCACUUAGCAUGAAUUCAAAAAGGCAAAGGGUUGUGGCCUUGGCUCUUCCUAAUUUGCAACUGCAAGGCACAAUUUCCCCAUCUUUGGCCAAUUUGUCCUUUCUCAGUCUUCUCAAUCUCGACAACAAUCAGCUCCAAGAAAGUAUACCAGCAAGUUUAUUUCAACACCGCAGAGUUCAAGUAAUUUCAUUGGCCUUCAAUAAACUCGGUGGUGAAAUGUGGAAAGGGCCAUGGUAUGUACCCGAACUCAGGGUCUUUGAUCUCACCAACAAUAGCCUCACGGGGAUAAUCCCUCCUUCUGUCGGAAAUGCCACAAAAAUGAUGAACUUCAGUUUGUCUGGGAAUAGAGUCAGUGGCAACAUUCCAAAGGAGGUCGGUAAUCUAAGCCAACUUGCAGCCUUGUACUUGUCUGAUAAUCUUUAA